Wickerhamiella sorbophila is the source of this 1008-nucleotide messenger RNA. Its product is annotated as Serine/threonine-protein kinase ark1. The record is from RefSeq and is a predicted model, not a curated record. Bases 1 to 1008 code for a protein of 335 amino acids. Gene Ontology annotation, cellular component: spindle midzone; spindle pole centrosome; chromosome passenger complex. Gene Ontology annotation, biological process: regulation of cytokinesis; mitotic spindle organization; protein phosphorylation. Gene Ontology annotation, molecular function: protein kinase activity; ATP binding. The transcript has a single exon. Lineage: Eukaryota; Fungi; Ascomycota; Dipodascomycetes; Dipodascales; Trichomonascaceae.
AUGAUAAGCUCAGAUGCAGAAUAUAUCCGCGCGGGGCGAGAGAAAGAUCAAACGAGCCCUAAUAAAGCACGGCAACCCUUUGUACCAAACACCGUAUUGAGUCCUCUUCAAGCAAGCCGCUUGAAUCAACGUCAGGGGGCCUAUCCCGCGAAGGGCCGUAUCGCAUUUGAACUCGGUCCAAACUCAUAUUCAGAGAUAGGCAAACAAUGGAAUCUGUCUGAUUUUGAAAUUGGGCGUAAAUUGGGUCGCGGAAAGUUCGGCAGAGUGUUCUGUGUUAAGGAAAAGCAGACGGGAUACAUUUGCGCCUUGAAAUGCAUGAACAAGACUGAGCUGGUGGAGUACCGGGUUGAAAACCAAUUUCAACGUGAGAUUGAAAUCCAAUCUAACCUUCUGCAUCCAAACAUUUUACGUCUCUAUGGCUACUUUCACGACGCUAAACGUGUGUAUUUGAUUGUGGAGUAUGCUGUAAAGGGUGAGCUGUAUAAGCACCUUCAGGCGGCUGGCCGCUUCGAUGAAGUCAAAGCUUCGAAAUAUAUUUAUCAAAUGGCAGAUGCAUUACAAUAUCUGCACAAAAAGAACAUCAUCCAUCGAGAUAUCAAACCAGAAAAUAUUCUGGUCGACAGCAACGGAGACAUAAAAAUCUCAGACUUUGGAUGGAGCGUUCAUUCAGCCUCUAGACGCGCAACCAUGUGUGGAACUCUUGAUUACUUGCCGCCUGAGAUGGUUGAGCGUAAAACCCACGACUCUCGAGUGGACAUUUGGUCGCUGGGUAUCUUGACUUAUGAGCUACUUGUGGGCACGCCUCCUUUUGAAGAGGCUGGACAGGAAGAAACCUACAGACGCAUCUGUAAAGUUGAUCUGAAGGUUCCAUCGUUUGUACCCAGAGACGCGGUGGAUCUCAUUGAGAAACUCCUCAGACAUGAUCCGCAUGAGCGUAUGGAAUUGCGACGAGUCGCUAGCCAUCCUUGGAUUGUGCGAAACAAGCCCUUCUGGGCUAUGGCUAAGUAA